AAAUAACUCCUUUGUUUGAUGCAGGCAAAAUAGAGUUGAUGAAAAUGAGCACUGAAGGGAGCAAAAUUGAUAUCCAUAGUGUUCUUCCUGACAAGUACAGAGCUAACUUGCAUUUGGAGCAUCCCACUGUUCAAUGGAGGUAUGGGAAGCCUCCCACGUAUGAAAGUGCUAACCAGCUCUUUGAAGAGGGCCGAACCAAGGUGUGGCCAAAAGGAUCUCUGGAAGAAACAGUGCAAAAUGUUGUGAAAUCAUGGCAAGUGGAGAUUAACAACAAGGCUAGAUUACAAGAUUUCAAGACCAUAAACCCUGAAAAAUUCAAGCUUUUUGUCAAUGGAAGAGAGGGGCUGUCAGGAGAAGAAGUGCUGGGGGACGGAACCUUCAAUGCCAUGCUGAAGAGUUCUCUACCAGAUGAGUAUAAGUUUUACAAAGCAGAGGAAGAGACACAUGAAUCAGCUCAUAAUGACUUCAAAACAUGUUUUCCAAGAGGGUUUGCAUGGGAAGUCAUAGAGGUUUAUUCUCCUCCUCCUUUGAUUGCCUACAAGUUUAGGCAUUGGGGUUUCUUUGAAGGUCCUUACAAAGACCAUUCCCCUACUGGUGAAAUGGUUCAAUUCUACGGCAUGGGAGUUCUCAAGGUAGAUUCAUCGAUGAAGGUUGAAGAAGUUCAUGUUUACUUUGAUCCAACAGAGCUAUAUGGAGGUCUUUUAAAGGGCAAAAGAACAGCUUCUGAAUCAAAAACUGCAGAUUCAUCUGCCUCUGCCUGCCCACUCUUCAAUCUCCAGAAGUAGUUCCAAAAACAAAAAUGUUGGUCUAAGUUUCAAUAAUAAAUCCCAUGUGUUCAAUAAUCUCUGCAUAAAUUCGUUAGUGAUUUCGAGAGGUUUCUACGUCUGAAUUUACUAAUUACUUGGAUCUUUAAGUUCGAGUUU
Molecule: messenger RNA, 923 nt
Organism: Cucurbita moschata (crookneck pumpkin)
Lineage: Eukaryota; Viridiplantae; Streptophyta; Magnoliopsida; Cucurbitales; Cucurbitaceae
Product: pathogen-related protein-like
Exons: 4
Coding region: 39-785 (248 amino acids)
Source: RefSeq, a predicted model, not a curated record